UCGUCGACGUUCCCCGGCGGCCGGCUCUCCUGUCCCCGUCCCGGAUGGCCUCUACUUCCCCUCCAAUGGCGACCAGCAGCGAAGUGGCGUCGCGUCUGAUGGAGAUCCCCGACCACCUCCUGAUGGAGAUCUUCCUCCGUCUACCGGCCCCAGAAGACCUCGCCCGCACCUCCGCCGCGUGCAUCUCCUUCCGCCGACUCGUCACCGACCAGUCCUUCAUCCGCAGCUUCCGCCGCCUCCACGCCCCGCCACUCCUCGGCUUCCUCGACCACGACGGCUUCAACCCAGCUCUCCCGCCCAACCCCUCCGCGCCCGCCGCCCGCGCGCUCGCACACGCUGCCGACUUCUCCUUCUCCUUCCUGCCCUCCCACUGCCGAUGGGCCAUCCGGGACAUCCGCGACGGCCGCGUCCUCCUCGUCGACCCCCAAGAAGAUGAGUGGGCGCCGGUCUUCAGGGAGGUCGCCGUGUGCGACCCCUUGCACCGGCGGUACGUCCUGCUCCCCCCACUACCUCAAGACCUAGCCACCUCGGUGGAGCAUUUCCUCCUUCCCCUCGGCGAGGAACUAGAGACAACAUUCAGAGUGAUCUGUGUGGCACAUUUCACCACCAGGGUGGCGGCCUUCGUCUUCUCGUCAAACACCGGACAAUGGCAAGCCGCUGCAUCCAAGAAUUAUAGCGAUGGCAUCGGCGAAAAGUGCUUUUGA
Molecule: messenger RNA, 704 nt
Organism: Lolium perenne
Lineage: Eukaryota; Viridiplantae; Streptophyta; Magnoliopsida; Poales; Poaceae
Molecular function (GO): protein binding
Source: RefSeq, a predicted model, not a curated record